AAUAUCGGAACUGAUACCCGAUCAACUGAUGGCUGUGUCCGGGUCCCAGGGACACCGGGAUUAGAACGCAGUGCCACGCUGCAGACUGCAAGCAUUUCACUGCAUUCCUGCAGUAAUCCACUCCUUGUCAUUCCAGACGUGAAGCCCUCCAACAUCCUGGUGAACUCGCGCGGGGAGAUCAAGCUGUGCGACUUCGGGGUGAGCGGCCAGCUCAUCGACUCCAUGGCCAACUCCUUCGUGGGCACCCGGUCCUACAUGUCUCCUGAGCGUCUGCAGGGCACACACUACUCUGUGCAGUCUGAUGUCUGGAGCAUGGGGCUGUCUCUAGUGGAAAUGGCAAUCGGACGCUACCCCAUCCCCCCUCCUGACAGCAGCGAGAUGGAGCAGAUCUUUGGCUGCCCAGUAGAGGGCGACCAGUCUGCCAGCGAGACCUCCCCCAAACCCCGGCCACCAGGCCGCGCAGCGAGCUCUAAUGGCCCAGAUAGCAGACCACCAAUGGCUAUUUUUGAAUUGCUGGAUUACAUUGUUAACGAGCCACCUCCAAAGCUGCCAAGUAUCUUCAAUGCAGAAUUUCAAGAUUUUGUUAACAAAUGCUUAAUAAAGAACCCAGCAGAGCGGGCAGACUUAAAACAAUUAGUGGCCCAUUCGUUCAUUAAGAGAGCAGAAGCUGAAGAGGUAGAUUUUGCAGGAUGGCUCUGUACAACUAUUGGCCUGAAGCAGCCUGGCACCCCCCCUCAUAAUGCUGGGGUAUGAGGGCACCAACAUACCACUCUCCAUACCACUGCAUAUCAUGUGCUUUGAACUGGUCUACCACUGCGACAUUUCUAAUGCUUUUUACAGUUAUGUAUUUGAGAUUUUUUUGAAGGAAAGAUAUCUGGGGGGACUUACUGAUUAGGUAAUUUCUAAAUCCACAGUAAUGCAAAUAAGGCAUCCCUUUGCUGUACAAACCCCCUUUCCACUGCAAUCCAAGCAUAACAUUUAUAAAAGACUAACUAAAAAAUGAUGCAUUUAGCAACGUUGCUACAGGAAUGAGGUUACAUACAGACCAGACAGCUUUCCUUUGAAAUCAUGCCAAAUGAGAAUAUAUUGCAAGAGAAUUGUGUAGUGUAAUGCAGAAGACUUAAGUUGGCAGUUUUAAAAAUCAUGCAACUAUUUUAACAUGGUACACAAAUAAAAUUUCAUUUCUUUUUGUUUGAAA
Messenger RNA from Polyodon spathula (Mississippi paddlefish), 1198 nucleotides. RefSeq names its product dual specificity mitogen-activated protein kinase kinase 1-like. The record is from RefSeq and is a predicted model, not a curated record. NCBI's taxonomy places the organism in Eukaryota, Metazoa, Chordata, Actinopteri, Acipenseriformes, Polyodontidae. The transcript has 6 exons. Gene Ontology annotation, molecular function: ATP binding; protein kinase activity. Gene Ontology annotation, biological process: protein phosphorylation. The annotation marks the transcript as partial.